CUUGCCCCCGCCAGACAAACAGGUGGCUUGACGAAAACACACGGACCUUCCAUCCAUUGACGAUAGCAGAACGUCAUUUCCUCGAGGCAAGAUGAUCGAGAAUACACGGCGCCGCCUGCUCUAUCAACUCAACAGUCGCUGGAUCUAUGGCAAGAUUCCGCUUCUUCACGCUGCAGUCUUCCUCCUACAAAUGGCCGCAGUCUCUCUUUUGACCCGCAAGUUCAACUCCUACUAUGCCAGUCGUCCAGUCCUUACCACCAUGAUUACGAAUGCCAUAUUGGGUGGCAUCGCCGAUACAGUCGCACAGUCGUUGACGGCAAUCCGGCAGCGUGUAGUUCGCAAACCUGGGGGCUCGGACAAAGACGACUUCGUUGCGAUCCAAAUUCACGAGCUCGACAAGCGGAACCCAUGGCCUGCAGGGGAGAUUAUUCCGGACUCCCGCCGACUGCCCCCCCCUUUCGACUUUGAACGCUUGACCAGGUUCAUGGCAUACGGCUUCUUGAUGGCCCCGAUACAGCACAAGUGGUUUGGCUUCCUAUCGAAGACAUUUCCCGUCACCAAGACGUCUGCUCUCAUGCCUGCUCUGAAGCGAGUAGCGUUUGACCAGUUUCUCUUCGCUCCUAUUGGUUUGGCCUGUUUUUUCACCUUCAUGACUAUUGCCGAGGGCGGCGGGAAGCGAGCUGUCACGCGAAAGUUCCAAGACGUCUAUGUUCCGGCCCUCAAGGCGAACUAUAUGGUCUGGCCAGCAGUGCAGAUUCUCAACUUCCGAGUCAUGCCAAUUCAGUUCCAAAUCCCCUUUGUAUCCACUAUCGGUAUUGCUUGGACGGCAUACCUAUCCCUCACGAACUCUUCUGAAGAAGCUUAAAUACCUCUAUUGCCCUCUAACGAAUCCCCUUUCUAGGUCAUGUAUUGUAAAUUCGGAUUAGUGAUGACCAAGCAUUUGGGAUUAGGGAGUACUCUUUUGAGAUUCUGGCGCAGUGCGCUUCCAAGGUUGCAUACUAGGUCCGUGAAUUGGCGUUCUGAGCAUGAUUAUGGCGCUGGAUUUUUUGGACUGGAGGCGUUAGUGUGUUCACAUUCCAUCGCUAGGUUACAAUAACAAUUCCUGUUAAUUAAGGGUACGGUGAUUGCUUUUGGUGUAUGUGGGCAGGCAAUGCGAAUAGCUUUCCGGCCGCGGGAGUAACGGAGCGUGGUGUCUUCGGCUGUCUUGAGAGAACCUGCGUGAGGAAAAAUUUGAGCAAUUGAGUUAUACACACUAAUAAGAAUUACUUUUGGGAUCACUCCAGCCCUCCAACGUCAGUAGCUCGUUUGCUUUUCCGACAAAUUCGAUAAGGACCGGGAGGGACUUUCGUCACAGGGAAAUCUCGC
Messenger RNA from Lindgomyces ingoldianus, 1365 nucleotides. RefSeq lists its product as uncharacterized. Bases 92 to 865 code for a protein of 257 amino acids. Gene Ontology annotation, cellular component: cytoplasm; membrane. The transcript has 6 exons. NCBI's taxonomy places the organism in Eukaryota, Fungi, Ascomycota, Dothideomycetes, Pleosporales, Lindgomycetaceae. The record is from RefSeq and is a predicted model, not a curated record.